Messenger RNA from Moesziomyces antarcticus, 3252 nucleotides. Its product is annotated as amidohydrolase 3. Lineage: Eukaryota; Fungi; Basidiomycota; Ustilaginomycetes; Ustilaginales; Ustilaginaceae. The transcript has a single exon. Gene Ontology annotation, molecular function: hydrolase activity, acting on carbon-nitrogen (but not peptide) bonds. Bases 1 to 3252 code for a protein of 1083 amino acids. The record is from RefSeq and is a predicted model, not a curated record.
AUGGCGAAGGGUACAGAUCCUGCGCCUGAUAGUGGCAAGACGCAGACGCAGAGGCACGGCGUGCUUCAGCCGAACUCCGCUCCAGCCAAGUCAGGGCGACGACUCCGGCGCUUCCUGGUCGUCGUGGCGGCCGCAGUUCUACUGACGAGCUUGUGGACGCUGUCAUCGUCCAAGCUCCAUGCAACCCACGGGCACUCUCCGCUCGAAGUGCUCCCUGAGCACUACGUGAUCUGCUCGCCGACGCAGCAAGGUCGACUCCAUCUUGGCGAUGCCGACUCCGGCUCGAUCUACACGGGCGACGAGCAGCAAUUUGCAGAGCAACAGGGGUUCGCGCAGUGCGUCGGUGUGGAUUCGGGAGUCAUCACGCAUGUCGGAGCUGAACACGAUGUCCUCGACGAUUUCUGUGCCGAAAGUGCCAGUCCAACGUCGCCUCGGCCUGGCAAGCCACAGCAGAGGCGCCGCCCGCACAGCAACAAGGCAGCACGCCUCGCUCGCCGCUCCGGUACCCACAACCAAGACGGUGCUCUCAAGAAGCACGCAAAGUGCGAGGUACGCAGGCUGCGCUAUGGACAAACGCUCUAUCCCGGCUUUCACGAUGCACAUGGUCACAUUCUCGACUACGGCUGGUCGCGCACGGUGGCCAAUCUGGUGGGUGCCAAAUCGGUCGACGACGUAAUCCAGCGACUUGAGGAUUAUGUUCGCUCGAAACCGCACCUGAUGGCAUUCGCGCUUGCGGACGACUCGUCGGAUGUCGGCCUCGAUGCGAAGGAGGCGCUGCCGUGGAUCGAAGGCAUCGGCUGGGACCAGACCAAAUGGUCGCCUGCCGCAUUCCCCACGGCGGCCGAUCUCUCGCGCUCGCCGCUGCUGCGCCGCUUCCCCGUCGUCUUGCGUCGCGUCGACGUCCAUGCUCUCUGGCUCAGCCAGGUGGGCCUCGAUAUGGUCGUGCGCGGCGCCAAGGGUUUCCCUCGCACGCCAGCCGAGGAUGACAAGGUACAAGGAGGGCUCGUGGUCAGGGAUGACUACGGCGACCCCACCGGAAUCCUCAUCGACAACGCCAUGAACUUUGCCUACCAGGUGGUACCCGAGUGGACGGACGAGCAGCGCAAGCUGUUCCUCGAUGCAGCCACCGAGGGUCUCCUCCGCGUCGGAAUCACGGCGGUAGGCGAUGCAGCGACCGACCUCAAGGCAGCGUCGUUCUACCGCGCCAUGGACGCGCAGGGUCUACUGCGCUUCCGCAUCUACUCGAUGCUCGCCUGUCCGCCAGGCGAGAGGCGCUGCGCGCACCGCAUCGAGCAGAUCCGCCCCACCUCCGCCGUCGGCGCCAACCACACCAUGUUUACGCUGCGCGCAGUCAAGCUGUUCAACGACGGCGCGCUCGGCUCGUGGGGAUCGGCCAUGUGGGAAGACUACGCGGACAAGCCGGGCGAGCGUGGUCUACUGCUGAUCCCAGAGCACGAACUGCCUUCGCUCGUCGAGUACUGGCUCGAGCGCGGAUGGCAGGUGUGCACGCACGCCAUUGGCGAUCGCGCCAACACGCUCACGCUCGACGCAUACGAGGCGUACCUGCGCUCGCAUCCGCAUGUUGCCGCCGACGAGCUCCGGCCGCGUGUGGAGCAUGCGCAGCUGAUGAAGCCCAGUGAUCUUGGGCGGUACGCCGAGCUGGGUGUGAUCGCGUCCAUGCAGCCCACGCACUGUACCUCGGAUAUGGGAUACGUCGAAAAGCGCAUUGGCCGCGAGCGCGCAUCGCAAGGUGCGUACGCGUGGAAGUCGCUGCUGCGCGCCAAUGCCAGCCUGGCGCUCGGCUCCGACUUUCCCGUCGAACUGCCCGAUCCGCUCCACGGCAUCUACUCGGCCAUCACGCGGCUGGACGAAUCCGGCGACUCGCCCCACGGUGCUGGCGGGUGGUAUCCGCAUGAGCGACUCUCACGACGAGAGGCACUCCGAGGAUUCACGCAGGACCCUGCAUUUGCGCAGUUCGAGGAAGCUAUGGCGGGCAGUAUCAGCGUCGGCAAACGAGCUGACUUUACCGUGCUCGAUCGCGACAUCCUCGACGAGCAGGCCGUGAGCCCGAUCAUGCUGCGCAAUGCAAACGUCGACGCUACGAUAGUCGGCGGCAAGGUCAUGUUCGAUCGAUUCAUCGCCGCGACCUCGUCGAAGGAUCGUGGCAGCAGCUCCUACGGAACGCGAUUUGAAGUCGCCAUGCGGGCGGUAUGGGAGGCACUGCUGGCACGAAUACCGGCGUUCAACUCGGCUACACUUGCAUGGACACUGUUGGUUGUAGGAGGCAUUUGGGUGGUGGCCGGCUCGCACGCGAGUGAGCCGUACCAGACGCUGUCGUGUCUGGCGCUCAACGUGCGCGCGCCCACGACGGCGUGGAUGAACAUGGGAUUCUGGACGCCGCAGCUCUCGCGUCGCGAGCUCGACUUUCCAGUCGCAUGCCAGACGCUCGCCGAACAGCUGUACACCGCAGCCGGAGUCAGACCGGGGCUCAAACUUCUCGAUGUCGGCUGCGGUGCGGGCGAGUCGACGCUGUUCCUGCUCGACAGAUUCGCACCCACACUGCUGCAUGCCGUCACGAGUCUUCCGGACGAGGCUGCGUUUGCUGCCGAGCGCCUGCAGCUCCAACUGGCGGAAAAUAAGCCGGCGCCAGAGGUCAAGGUGUGGGCGCGGGAUAUCCUCGACUGGCUCAGAACGGACGAGGGGGCUGGCGAAAAGUACGAUGUGAUUCUAGCUCUGGACUGCGCAUUCCACUUUAGCGAUCGGCCCGAGUACAUCCAGCUAGCAUCUCGACGCCUCAACCCGGGUGGGCGGCUGGCAUUCGUCGAUCUGCUGUCCGCCUAUCCUGCACCUCGCGAUGGCGCAGCGAGGGUGCAGCUGGGUCCGCUGCCUUUCCCGCAAGAGGCGCCGUCGGUGGUUGAGCGCUUGAAACACAUGUUCACAUGCACGCUCGCAUCGGUGAAGCCAGCCAACCUUUGGCCCGUUGACGCCUACCACGCGGAGCUGGUCAAAGCCGGAUUUGCGCCCGAGCAGGUGAUGCUGCGCGACAUUACCGCCGACGUGUUUCCGGGCUUUGCACGCUUCCUGCGCGGAUUUGCGACCGAAGGCGCGGCGUGGAGAGGCGGCGGCUGGACCAUGCGCAAGGGCUUGGGCGCGUUCAGCAACGUCGUCCGCGCGUGGAGCCAGGAGGGCGGCCUGGUGAGGUGCUUCAUCGUCGUCGCGCAAAAGUCUGCCGACGAGCAGCGGCGCGCUUGA